GUUCGCGCGCUCGCCGCCCCCCGUAUCGCAUUUGUUUCGCGUGCGUUCCGUCGCUCGCUCGUGCGUUCGUCCGUAUUUGAACUAUAUUACACACAUUACCACCGCGCGUCACGUUCACCCCUCCACCACCGACCACAAACACCACUCCCCCCCCCACGAGCUCGCAGAAUACUACAACUUGGUAGUACUACUACUACUACUACGUUACUCGCACCGCUGUCUCCUCGUCACCGGGAGUGACCAUCAACUCAUUCGAGUAAAUAACCGAAUAUGUCAGUUACACAGUGGAACCAUCAACAACACUCCAGUGACCAGUCUAUAUUAUUGGCUAUAAGAGAGAGGAAAACUGCAAUGCCUGGCCAACAACAGGAACGCAUCAGGCUGUCGUCCAUGGGUGGGGAGUCGACUUGCAGCAACAGCAGCAGCGGGGGCAGUGGCAGCGGCAGUACGACGAUGAAAAUUCGGAGACGGGUGGUCAUGAUGGGUGCAGCUAGGGUGGGUAAGACGUCCAUCAUCAAGCAGUUCCUGUACGACCAGUUCCCAGACCGGUACAAGGAGACCAUCGAGGAAUUGCACAGAGGGGAUUAUGAAUUACCAGAUGGAGCACGAUUGACAUUAGACAUUUUGGACACAUCAGGAGCUUAUCAGUUUCCAGCUAUGCGAGAGUUAUCUAUAUCAACUGCUGAUGCAUUUCUUUUAGUCUUCUGUGUGGACAGGGAAGACACAUGGGAUCAAGUUAAGCACUUUAAAGAACAAAUAAUUGAAAGGAGAGGACCAAAAAUUCCAAUAGUCAUUGUAGGCAACAAGUGUGAACUCACUGAACGAUUUUUACCUGUGGAAAUCACCGAAGCGAUAUCUAAAUACGACUGGGAAUGUGGCUACAUGGAAUGCUCAGCCAAAGAAAAUAGAAACAUAGUACAGGUGUUUAAGGAACUCUUAGCUCAGGCAAAGGUUCAAUAUAAUUUGAGUCCAGCUGUAAGGCGCAGACGUAUGUCUCUACCAAAUUACGUGGAUAACCGUUCAGGAUCGACCAAAGGACGUUACAUGCUCAAAAGAAAUUCUUGCACGGUGGCCUAAUUCGGAAGACCUGCGAAUGAAUACACAAUUAAAAAAUAAUAAUAAUAAUCUUAUUUCGAUUAUUUUAGACGCUGGUAUGAACAAGAAAAAAGUAAAAUAUUUUAUUUUGUUCUUAUAAAUGAUUUGCAUAAUAUCAAAUUGGACACAAGGUCCAAAAAUGUUUUGAGACAUAAUAACAUGACAUAAUAUUAUAAAAAUGUUGCGUAAAAUCAGCUUUAAGAAGUUCUAGCUUUACAUUAUUGUAUAAAUGAUUUUUAUACAAUGGCUAUAUAAUGUGAUUGGUUAUAAAUGUAUAAUAGUUUAAUGUGCUAUAUUAAAAUACGACAUUAUAAUACAAUAAGUUGCCGAUUGUUACAUUCAAACAACUUAAAAAUCAUAUUUUAUUAUUAUUUUUGCUUAAAACAAACAAUGCUAAGUGUGUUAACGGUGUAUAACACCUAUUUAUUAUAUUUAAUAUCUAACUAUUGAAAUAAAAUUAAGUUUAUAAUAAUUAAUAACAUUAUGAAACCAAGUUGGCACGAUCCCAGUCCAUUACCAAGAUACAGUAUUAUUAAACGCAUACAAACAAUACAUUUCAUUGACUAACGAUACGAAAAAAAAUAUACAUAUACAUGUGAGACCACUAUACGUGCAAACUUUGGAAACUUUUACAAUAAAAUAUGUGUACAGCACAAUUUCAAAUAAAUAAUGUGAAUCGGAAUGAACGGCUAAAAUAUGAGAGGGAAACUGUAUUAAGUACUUAAUAUAAGUACCGAUAAUACACAAUAUAAUAUUAACACUAAUAUUAUCGUUUAUGCAUACUAUAUUAUAAAAAUAUUAUACAAAAAUGAAGUCAUAGAUAUAAUUAUUACUUUUUAAUAUUAUAUUUUAUAUUGAAGUCUGUGAAGAUUAGUUGUUGUCAGGCGACUAUUUACGGAUCACUAUAAUUAUUAUUUAUUACUAUCAGAUAUCGGUAUAUUUACAAUGCUCGACCAAUAAUAUUGUGAUAUGAGUACCUACUUACAAAUUCAUUUUUAGUUUAGCAUUAGUUAUAAACCAUGUUCUAUGAAUUUAUUAAAGGUUCAAUCUUUACAGUUUACAUGUUCAAUCUUUUUUAUCUAACUUAUUAUAUCUAUUAU
Acyrthosiphon pisum (pea aphid) is the source of this 2195-nucleotide messenger RNA. Its product is annotated as GTP-binding protein Di-Ras1-like. The transcript has 6 exons. NCBI's taxonomy places the organism in Eukaryota, Metazoa, Arthropoda, Insecta, Hemiptera, Aphididae. The record is from RefSeq and is a predicted model, not a curated record. Gene Ontology annotation, molecular function: GTP binding; GTPase activity. Bases 271 to 1077 code for a protein of 268 amino acids.